AUGGCGAGCGUACACACCUCUACCGACGCCCAAGCGGCAUCCGCACACAUCAACCCAGUCGAUCUUUACCGGCACUCGAUCUCAGAAUCCUUAGCGCCCAUCACUGGCAAACCCGCGAGUGAGAUAUUUGAGAGGCUGGCAUGGACUCAGACAUUCGAAAAGGGGGAUCUAGGGCUGCCAGUACCGGCACUACGAAUACAAAGCAAGAAGCCUGGAGAACUGGCCACAGAGUUCGCGGAGAAGUUCCCUGAGUCUGAUUUGGUUGGCAGGCCCGUGGUCAACGGCACAUUUCUUCAAUUCUACUUCAAACCAGAAUCACUGACGAAGCUCGUCAUUCCUUCAAUACUCAAGAAUAAGAGCAGAUUUGGAACGAAUGACAAGCUGGGAUUGAAGGACGGGUCAGACGCGUCGAGCAAGAAAACGAUCAUAGUCGAGUUCUCCUCUCCAAAUAUAGCAAAGCCAUUCCACGCUGGGCAUCUACGGAGUACCAUCAUCGGAGGUUUCCUGGCAAACCUCUACGAGGCGGCAGGAUGGAAAGUGCUUCGGAUAAAUUAUCUUGGCGACUGGGGACGGCAAUAUGGUCUACUUGCCAAUGCAUUCGAGAUGUACGGCAGCGAAGAGAAGCUGGAAAGGGACCCGAUUGGUCAUCUAUUCGACAUCUAUGUGGAGAUCAACAAGGUUUCGAAGCCAGAAGAGGAUGAGAUCAAGGAGUUGAAGGAGGAGCUGAAACAGGCUGAAGAACACAAAAAGGUCACCAAGGAUCUUGAAAAGCGGAUAGCAGAUCUGGAAGCCAAGAGUGUGAAUGAAAAGGCACGGCAAUACUUCAAGAAGUUGGAGAAUGGAGACAAAGACGCAUUGGCUACGUGGACCCGGUUCCGAGAUCUUAGUAUCGAGAGGUAUAACAGGACUUACGCCCGUCUGAAUAUUCACUUUGACAUCUAUUCUGGUGAGUCUCAAGUGGAAAAAUCAAGGAUGGAACGUGCCGUCGAACAGUUGGAGGCGAGUGGUCUGUCGGAAAACUCCAAGGGCGCUGUUAUCGUCGACCUGACCAAAUCGAAAGAUAAAAACACCAAGAAGCUCGGCAAAGCUUUAGUGAAAAAGACAGAUGGCUCUUCCCUCUACUUGACCCGCGACAUCGGUGAAGCGGUGAAGCGGUAUGAGCUGUAUCAUUUCGAUAAGAUGCUUUACGUUAUAUCAUCACAGCAAGAUAUGCACGUGGCACAGCUUUUCAAGAUUUUGGAACUGAUGGGCAACAACGAGGUUUCCGAGAAAUGUCAGCACGUCAAUUUCGGCAUGGUGCAAGGCAUGAGUACACGUAGGGGAACUGUGAAAUUCUUGGACGACAUUCUGCGUGACGUAGGCGAGAAGAUGCACGAGGUGAUGAAGAUGAAUGAGAAGAAGUACGAGCAAGUAUCAGACCCCGAGCAGACGGCAGAUACCCUUGGCAUUACUGCGGUCAUGGUGCAAGAUAUGAAGGGCAAACGUAUCAAUGACUAUGAAUUCUCCUUAGAGCGUAUGACGUCCUUCGAGGGAGAUACAGGUCCAUAUCUGCAAUACGCUCACGCUCGUCUCUGCUCUAUCACCCGAAAGGCCGGCUUGACGCCACAAGAUCUCAAUUCUGCGGAUCUUUCCCUCCUUACCGAAACUCAUGCCAUCAACCUUGUCCGUGCUUUGUCAUCAUGGCCAGAUGUCGUCCAGAAUACGCUGAAGACUCUAGAGCCCACCACUGUAUUGACGUAUCUCUUCAAGAUGACCCACAUGCUCAGCUCGAGUUAUGAUGUUCUGCAAGUCGUGGGUAGUGAGCCUGAAGUCAAGAAAGCGCGAAUGGCUUUAUACGAAGCUGCGAGGCAGGUGUUGAACAAUGGCAUGAAGCUGCUGGGAUUGAACCCUGUGGAGAGAAUGUGA
Molecule: messenger RNA, 1905 nt
Organism: Letharia columbiana
Lineage: Eukaryota; Fungi; Ascomycota; Lecanoromycetes; Lecanorales; Parmeliaceae
Exons: 3
Coding region: 1-1905 (634 amino acids)
Biological process (GO): mitochondrial translation; arginyl-tRNA aminoacylation
Cellular component (GO): mitochondrion; cytoplasm
Molecular function (GO): arginine-tRNA ligase activity; ATP binding
Source: RefSeq, a predicted model, not a curated record